AUGUCAAAUAGCGGGGUUGAUAAACCUUCAACAUUUUUUAUGUAUUGUAUUAGUGAAUUGAUGGAUAAAAUUAAUUGUAAAAUUAUUGUUGAUCCUGGGCUUCGAAUGUCUAUUUAUGAUUAUGAUGUGGGAAUUAGAGAUCAAGUUAGAAGAGAAUAUUUGUUAAAGGGUUCAAAGAGUGACGCUUUUACAAAAAAAGGAUUUAACAAUUGGAAAAAGGCAACGGAAAGUUUUAAUGACAAUGUUGGUGCAGUUAGCAGUGUUCAUAAUGACGCAAGACGUCACUGUGAGGUUUUUGAGAUUCAACGUCAAAGCAUUUCCCAUACUUUGACCACUCAAAGUCGUGAAACGGAAAAUGCUUACAGAACUCGUUUGACAGCAAUGUUAGAAGUUGUUCGCGUUCUUCUUUGGCAAGGUUUAGCAUUCCGUGGUCAUGAUGAGACUCUUGACUCUUUACAACGGGGGAAUUUUCUUGAGAUAGUGUCAUGGUAUGCCAAGAUGGAUGAAAAAGUUAGGAAUGUCAUCGGUUGUAAUGCUCCUGGAAAUAAUCAAAUGACAUCUCCCAAAAUUCAAAAAGAAUUAGUUAGUUCUUGUGCCUCACAAGUAACAUUAGCCAUUCUUACUGAACUUGAAGAUAAGAAAUUCUCCUUACUAGUGGACGAGGCUCGGGAUUGUUCUGUAAAAGAACAAAUGGCAGUGAUGUUAAGGUUUAUGAAUAAGAAGGGUGAAAUAAUCGAAAGGUUUCUUGCCAUUGAGCAUUUGGUGGUUGUUCCUAUUGCAAAACAUAUUCCAGUUGUUGCUGAAUUUUUUACUAACAUCAGUAUGAUUGUUAAUAUUGCUGGUGCUUCUUGCAAAACAAGAGAUGAAUUGAACAAACAUAGGGAUGCUGACAUUUUUGAGAAAUUGGAGACUGGUGAGCUUACUACAGGAAAAGGGCUUAAUCAACAGACUACUCUUACAAGACCGGGUGAUACUCGUUGGGGUUCACAUCAUGCCACUUUAGCCCGUUUGUUAUCUAUGUAG
Mercurialis annua (annual mercury) is the source of this 1023-nucleotide messenger RNA. RefSeq lists its product as uncharacterized. The transcript is spliced from 4 exons. The record is from RefSeq and is a predicted model, not a curated record. Lineage: Eukaryota; Viridiplantae; Streptophyta; Magnoliopsida; Malpighiales; Euphorbiaceae. Bases 1 to 1023 code for a protein of 340 amino acids.